CAUACAUUUCUCCUGUUUGGGGUUCUCGGCUUUGUUCUUGCAUCGAAAGCCCAAGAAUUUGAUGAUUCAAAACCUGGAUCACCCAGAGGACCACCCCCAGAUCUUUUUGGACCACCACCAUUUGGAAAUCGUGGUGGUCCCGAAGAAGAACAAGAUGAUAUUUUUGGUGGACGAUCCAGGCGUGCAAACAGUAGACAAGGAGGAUAUGGCGGACAAGGAAUGGGGUAUGGAGGAAAAGGAAUGGGAUAUGGUAAACAAGGAAGUGGAUAUGGAGGACAAGGAGGUGGAUAUGGAAGACAAGGAAUGGGAUAUGGCAGACAAGGAAUGGGAUAUGGUAGACAAGGAAAAUGA
Messenger RNA from Parasteatoda tepidariorum (common house spider), 351 nucleotides. The record is from RefSeq and is a predicted model, not a curated record. NCBI's taxonomy places the organism in Eukaryota, Metazoa, Arthropoda, Arachnida, Araneae, Theridiidae.